Molecule: messenger RNA, 315 nt
Organism: Aspergillus alliaceus
Lineage: Eukaryota; Fungi; Ascomycota; Eurotiomycetes; Eurotiales; Aspergillaceae
Exons: 1
Coding region: 29-280 (83 amino acids)
Source: RefSeq, a predicted model, not a curated record
AUGAGCUCCGCGCACAUCAUUUAACGACAUGGGAAAGCCAACUCCAUCGUCAUCUCAUUAUGACUACGAUAUGGAAACGAUUGUGGGUAAUUUGCCUAUGACAAAGCCAGAGGCAGACCCCAAAGUUCUCUCGAGAAGGCUGUCACAACUCCACCAUUCUCCUCCGUCAACCCGUCCAGCUACUUCGGCUACGGAACAACGAGAUGGCUUACUCAGGACAUGGGCCAUGUUGACUCCAUUUGUGUCUCGUGUUGGACACAGUGGUGUUCGCUGUGAUUAGCAUGGGAAGUAAAUAGCCGGCAAGCUCGCACUGGC